Tigriopus californicus is the source of this 2335-nucleotide messenger RNA. Its product is annotated as solute carrier family 2, facilitated glucose transporter member 1-like. Bases 170 to 1753 code for a protein of 527 amino acids. The record is from RefSeq and is a predicted model, not a curated record. Gene Ontology annotation, biological process: monosaccharide transmembrane transport. The transcript has 8 exons. Gene Ontology annotation, cellular component: membrane. Gene Ontology annotation, molecular function: hexose transmembrane transporter activity. Lineage: Eukaryota; Metazoa; Arthropoda; Copepoda; Harpacticoida; Harpacticidae.
AAAACAUACGAAAUUAUCUCUCGCGCUGCAAACUGGGUGUGCAUUGCAUCAAGGAUUGCUUGUUUGUUUGUCCGUGGGGAGAUGGAAAGAGGCGGGCGUUGUUAGUUGAUCAAAACAUCUCGCCAGUCCAGGAGUUCCUGUGCCAUUUCCGAUCCUGUUUUCGCAAAACAUGAGCGCUAAUAUUUCCGAUGAGGGGAAAAGUGAUCAUCCACAUGAAAGCGAUGUGCUUUUGGGGGCCAAACCGGUAGAAGACCCACCAAAGGACAAGCCUAUCGUAGAGAGUGAUGGAAUGUUUAGCGGUUUGAAUGGGCGUUUGGCCUUCGCCAUCGCGGCUGGAGCCUUUGGCUCGGCCUUUCAGCAUGGCUACAACACAGGCGUUCUUAACGCUCCACAGGCCCUCAUCAUGGCAUGGGUCCAGAAAUGCGAAAACCCCAACGCCACCCUGCCCAUAACACGCCCACCUUUCGAAAUCACAGACGGUGAACCGGGCGAAGUCUUAUGCGAAAUGUCGGAAACCGAAGUCACCCUCAUCUGGGCUUGGAUCGUGGCCAUCUUUUGCGUGGGAGGCAUGAUCGGUGGUUCUAUUGUGGGCGUGGUGGCCGGACGCUUGGGAAGAAAGGGUGGACUUCUACUUAACAAUGUCCUCGUUUUAUUGGCCGGUCUCUCCAUGAUCUCAGCCAAAUACCUGAACUCCUACGAGCUGAUCAUCAUUGGACGAUUCUUGAUCGGUGUCAAUUCGGGAUUGAACGCUGGUUUAGCUCCGAUGUAUUUGUCGGAAAUUUCCCCAACAUCCCUUCGAGGAGCUGUGGGAACGGUAUAUCAACUCAUCAUUACAAUCUCCAUUUUGCUCUCUCAAGUUUUGGGCAUGAAGAACAUCCUAGGAAACGAAGCCGGAUGGCCUUGGCUUUUGGGAUUGACGGUUGUUCCAGGCAUCCUUCAGGUCAUCUUUUUGCCCUUCUGUCCGGAAUCGCCCAAGUUCUUGCUUUUGGACCGAGACGAUCAGGAGCGCUCCAAUUCGGCUCUAACUUGGCUCCGUGGCCGAAUUGACGUUCACGAAGAGAUGGAUGAGAUGAGAGUCGAGCAAGAGAGCAUGAAGCUAGUCCCCAAAGUUACCCUUCUGGAGAUGGUAAAGAACAGCUCGCUCCGGCAACCUCUGAUCAUUGCUGUCAUGAUGAUGUUGGCCCAACAGCUCUCCGGAAUCAACGCCGCUAUCUUCUUCUCCACAUCGAUUUUCUUGUCGGCUGGUUUGGAUGAGUCCGCUUCGCAAUCCGCUACUUUGGCCAUGGGUGGGAUGAAUGUGGCCAUGACGGUGAUAUCCUUGAUCAUGAUUGAAAAGGCUGGACGAAAGACAUUGAUGAUCACCGGAUUGUGUGUGAUGUUCAUCACGACAACCCUCUUGUUGAUUUGUCUGGUCGUUGCUAAAUCUGUCCCAUGGCUCUCGUACGUGUCCAUUGUCAUGGUGAUUGGGUUCGUGGUAGGCUUUGCCACUGGCCCGGGAUCCAUCCCGUGGUUCUUCGUCACCGAGCUUUUCAACCAAUCCGGGCGACCCAUUGCCACUUCCAUUGCUGUGGCGGUCAAUUGGUCGGCCAACUUCUUGGUUGGCUUGGGAUUCGCACCCUUACAGCUGGCCAUUGGACCCUACGUAUUCAUCAUCUUUAUCAUCAUCCAAUUCUUCUUCAUCGCGUACGUGUGGUUUAAGGUGCCCGAAACAAAGAACCGAACCAUCGAGGAAAUCACGGCCCUUUUCCGAUAGAAUCUCCCAUCGACUUACACUCAAACCUGCAUAAAUACACGACAACAGUUCUAGCGCGAUGAUUUCUAGUGUAAUAACUACCACCACCACCAUUACAACUAUUACUACUACUACUACAACUAUUAGUACUACCACCAGUACAUUCAACAACAAACUGCUAUUACUACUCCUAUUGCUACUUGUUGUAAGAGGGAAGGAUAUAACAACUACUCAUUAUUUCUGUUCGAGCUCGUGGCCCCGAUUAUGAGUCUCCACAUCCAAUCCUUUCAAGCGUGCGUGGUUUAUGUACAUAAUGCUUGAGAUCCACCACACCUUGACCGAGAUUCCAUAUUGUUUUGCAUUUGGAAUGAGAUCCCUUUACUUAAUGUCAACAUCCGAUCUAAUCGAAAGUAACAAUUGAUCAAAAAGAGUUAUCCCUAAGGAAUUCAAUAGUGCUACCUACCUUACUAUCUACCUACAGUAAACCCUACUCCCAGUUCAUGAUGUAAAAGUGUUUACAGAUGCAGAUUGUUUGACGCGAUUUUAUCCAUCGAUGUAAGCUUGGAAAGAGCUUCCCAGAUUGAAAUAUAGAUGUCUUUGUAA